Pangasianodon hypophthalmus (striped catfish) is the source of this 3778-nucleotide messenger RNA. RefSeq names its product TBC1 domain family, member 12b (gene tbc1d12b). The transcript has 15 exons. NCBI's taxonomy places the organism in Eukaryota, Metazoa, Chordata, Actinopteri, Siluriformes, Pangasiidae. The coding region runs from base 532 to 2673 and encodes 713 amino acids. The record is from RefSeq and is a predicted model, not a curated record.
GCUCCUUCAUGACGUCAUGGGCAUUUCCAAGAUGGCUGCAAUUCAGGGCCGGAGCAGAGAGAGAGCUAGCGAGCAAAACUCCCGGUUUUAAGCUCGAAAGUGUUGGUUAUUUGAGGGGUGUCGUUUUAAACGGUAAUCAUUUACCCUCAGACACACCACACGUUUCGCGUUUCAGCUUUCAGGUGACCAUUUUCCGACAUGGUGUGCGAGGAGGAAGUGCUAGCUGUGCUAGAGGUGCUAGCUCUGCAGCCAGCUCGAGACUGUUGUUAUGGAGCCGAGUGAAGACUGGGAAAGUGAAGGGGGCUUGUGUCAGGGAUGCCUGGAUUAGACAGACUCUGGUUCUAAAGCUAGGCGUUUGGUCAGCUGAUGUGAGCGCGGAAGAGCUCUGCUUCGCCGCUGGCUCGGGCUGUGGAUAAAGGCGUCUGGGAGAGCAGUGAUAGCGCUCAGGCACCGGGUCUCUCAGCCGCCGUUGGGACUGAAUCUCCCGGUCAUGCCGCCAUUAACGGACUCGCCGAGUCACCGAGGGAGCUGAUGGUCGCGUCAGCCGCCGCUCAUGUUACGGGUAACCGAGGCGCAAUGGACGGACCGGACCCACAGGAGGACAACUUCCGGCACGGCGACGGAAACGACAGCCGCCCGACGCGAGAUGAGAGCAACCAGGACCGUGCGUUACCGCGUUACACUAGUCCAGCCAAUCAGCGCGCUGCGAUCAAGCUCCCGAACGGUCACGUGAGCUGCAUGUGCGACGCCCGUGACCCGUCCCAAAAGUGCUCUUGCCCUGAAUCGGGUGAGGUGGUGGCUAACGGUGAACUGCUGUCAGAUGCUGAUGCUGCUGCUGCAUCCUCAGCUGCACCGUCGACCAGUUCCACCCUGUGUGCUCCGAGACCUCGGGCGGGUCCCGUGAGCCCACAAAAUGAUGAUGAUGGUGAUGAUGAUGAUGAUGAUGAUGAUGAGCCCAGCGCUUCGAGGUCGGGUCAUAGGUCCUCGUCGUCCAGCUCGGAGGCUGUCGAAAGGACUCGGGAAUCGGAAACGGCCUCUAAUGACUGCUUAUCCGAAGCUGAGCCGUGCUCCUCCCGGACUCUCUCAAGCCCCGAGGACAGCGAGCCCUGUCCGGACCCGGCGUUCAUGGACGUGAGCCUGAGCUCGAGGAACACGUACGAAAUCAGCCGGCGCCAGAGCGCCCCAGACAACGUGGCCGACGUGGCCGAGCCGGCCCUGAGACAGAAGAAACAUGGCAUCUCCGAGAUCUUCGGCAGGGGCCUGUUCUCCAGAAAGCAGAAAGAGCCUGCAAGUGCUCCUGGCUGGAAGCUGUUUGGGAAGGUCCCACCGCGAGAGAGCCCUCCCAAAGACUCCAAAACCAUCCAACAGGAGAGUAAUCCAGGCAAUCUCACGUCUGUUUCAACUCCCAAUCUCUUAAGUGCCGGGGAAUAUGAGGCUAAGGCUGGCAAAGGAGCCCAUAGCCCAUCCCUGCCUACUCAAGGGCGACGUAAGAAUCUGGAGUUUGAACCACUGUCCACCACGGCACUCAUAUUAGAAGACCGGCCAGCUAACCUUCCUGCUAAACCCGAGGAGGAAGCUCAGCGCCACCGGCAGGAAUACGAUGAAAUGGUGGCUGAGGCCAAGAGGAGAGAGAUGAAGGAAGCCCAGAAGAAGAAGCAGCAGAUGAAGGAGCGCUUCAAGCAGGAGGACAGCAUCGUUAACGCCAUGGUGGUGUGGAACACGGAGGUCCUGCCCAACUGGGACAGCAUGCGUGGCACACGCAGGGUUAAAGAUCUGUGGUGGCAGGGUCUUCCACCCAACGUCCGCGGCAAAGUGUGGAGCCUAGCCAUCGGCAACGAGCUCAACAUCACCCCAGAGCUAUACGAGAUCUUUCUCUCCCGGGCUAAGGAGCGUUGGAAGAGCUUCAGAGAGACAGGCAGCGAGGUCGAGGCAGAGGCGGACAGUGGAGCGUCACUGGCGGAUCGGGAAUCCAGCCUGGAUCUUAUCAAGCUUGACAUUUCCCGCACCUUCCCCUCCCUCUUCAUCUUCCAGAAGGGAGGGCCGUACCAUGAUCUCCUGCACAGCGUGCUCGGAGCGUACACCUGCUACCGGCCCGACGUGGGAUACGUGCAGGGCAUGUCGUUCAUCGCCGCUGUGUUAAUCCUGAACCUGGAGGAGGCCGACGCCUUCAUCGCCUUCGCCAACCUCCUGAAUAAACCCUGUCAGAUGGCUUUCUUCAGAGUGGACCACGAUCUGAUGCUGAAGUACUUUGCAGUGUUCGAGGUGUUCUUUGAGGAAAAUCUUCCCAGGUUGUUCAGUCACUUCCAAAGCUCCAACCUCACUCCAGACCUCUACCUGAUAGACUGGAUUUUCACACUCUACAGCAAGUCCCUGCCACUGGACGUCGCGUGCCGCGUGUGGGACGUGUUCUGCAGAGACGGAGAAGAGUUCCUGUUCCGCACAGCUCUGGGGAUCCUGCGCUUGUACGAGGACGUGCUCCUCCACAUGGACUUCAUCCACAUGGCCCAGUUCCUCACGCGUCUGCCCGAGCACGUCCCCGCCGAGCGCCUCUUCAGCGCCAUCCACAACACACACAUGACCAGCAGCAACCGCAAAUGGCCCCAGGUCUUCAGUGCACUAAUGAAGGAUAAGGAAUCAGACAAAAGUGGCAGCCCUACCCUGAAAAGCUCCUGACGCCUCCAUGCUACGCUUCAGUCUUACGUCUUUGUGUUGUCUUUUCUUCUGAAGUUGUAAUAACGCUGGUGAGGGAGUGAAAGGUCAGGGAGUCAGCAUGAAGACUGAAGUAGAACUGGUUUUCUCUGCAGUAUUACAGACAUGGCUAGCGAUUAGAUGUAGGUAUAAAUGUGCAACAGUUGCAAAGUCUCUGGAAAGAAUCUCUCAUGUGUUCCCAUACAAGACACACACGCUUCCUCGUGAAGAAGAAUAUUCCACCACCAGCACGUUGAUUUGCUGAGAAACGUUCUUCUGUUCCUCAGAAAUGUUCCCACUGCAUCGUAACACAUGGACCAACGCGAACAGCUGUCAUCCGUGUCAUGUGCUAUCGCCGCUUUCUUCCUCUAACGGUUAAAAUGUUGCACUUAAAGCUGUGAUGUUCAUGAAGGAUAUUCUUAACACUACUCUCGAACAGAGCUUCAGGACUAGGAGAAGGCUGAACGUGUUAAAAGGAGUAUUUUGUCUAAGCCGACUUUGAUUAAGACGUAUACGAUGUGCAAUGAAGGUUUGAAAAGCAGUCAAUAAGAAGCUUUGCAUGCUUGUCAAGGUCAGCUUUUCAUUCCACAAGCCUAGUUUGGUUAUGGGACGAGUUUUUUUUUGUUGUUUGUUUUGGGUUUUUUUUUCCUGAUCCACAUGUUCCUGCAGCGCUUCAGCUGUGACCGUGUUUCUCCCAAAAAAAAAAAAAAAAAAAGACACUAAAUUAUCAAAGCACCUGUAUGCUCAAAUGAAACUGUCCUGUCUUAAUAUACAUAUUCUGUCCAUUUCUAUCUGUUAUAAUAUUCGACCAAAUGUAUCUGUUCUGUCGUGGGUGCUCUGUUAACUCCAGUGCAUUUUGUCUUUCGGGGAUGGAGGGGGGAAAAAAAAGGCUUUGAAUGUUCUGCGCUGAGUCUCGGAUUCAUGAUUUUAAAAUGUACGUUGUGUGUUUUAAUUCUGACUUUCUUUUCUACUCACUCCCUGCUACUGUACAGUUUUCAUACUCCCUGAUGAGCAGAAUUGUAAAUAUGCGAUGAAGUGGACACCACUAAAAGUAGAGCACAUGUAAAUAAACCCGAGAGUGGAAACGUGA